AUAAAAGAGGCUAUGUUGAACGAGACCGACGCGCGGCACACGAGCGUUUGAUGAAAGACUAUUUUGACGAGGCGCCGACAUUUUCAAACGAAGUUUUUAGGCGUCGUUUCCGGAUGAGUAAACGGUUGUUUCUACGCAUAGUCAACGACUUGGAAGCCAACUACGAUUAUUUUAAACAAAAACCGGAUGCGAGAGGGGGACUUGGAUUCACCGGUAUCCAAAAGUGUACGUCGGCAUUACGAAUCCUUGCUUAUGGUAACACUACCGACAUCAACGACGAGUAUCUAAAAAUGGCGGAGAAAACAACACGAGAUAGCUUGGAACAUUUUUGUCGCGGUAUAAUUGAUGUGUACGGUGCGCGUUAUCUUAGAACGCCUACAUGGGAGGACCUUCAAAAGAUCUACGAGGUACAUAAUGUCGAGCAUGGUUUGCCUGGUAUGAUCGGGAGCAUAGAUUGCAUACAUUGGCGUUGGGAUAACUGCCCGACUGCAUGGCGAGGCCAACACACACGUGGUGACCAAAAAGGACCCACUAUUAUUCUUCAGGCGGUUGCUUCACAGGACCUUUGGGUUUGGUCGGCUUACUUUGGCGUGGUCGGGUCAUGCAAUGAUAUCAAUGUUUUUGAACAAUCGCCGUUGUUAGAGAAGUGGAUUUCUGGCAAAGCUCCAAAAGCGUCGUUUUACGCAAAUGGAAACUACUACCCCCAUGGAUAUUAUUUGAGCGACGGAAUUUAUCCUAGGUAUUCGAUUUUUGUGAAGACGUUUAGUGAUCCUAUUGAUGACAAAAGAGCAUACUUUAAAAAGAUUCAAGAGUCUUCACGAAAAGACAUUGAGAGAUGCUUUGGGGUUCUUAAACAACACGAAGGAAAGGCGAUAUGCCAGAAUUAUGUGCCAGAAGCCGUUCAGCAGGAGCAUCCGCAGGCGUCAAUGGAAGAAAGAUUAUUACAAAUCCAUGAUUUGCAAACAUAUUCAAACAAGUCUAAAUGUGGUAAGAGCCCAAAACUAAUAAAAGUAUCUAAGAAUAUGUGGGCUGGAUAG
Helianthus annuus (common sunflower) is the source of this 1037-nucleotide messenger RNA. RefSeq lists its product as uncharacterized. The record is from RefSeq and is a predicted model, not a curated record. The transcript is spliced from 4 exons. Lineage: Eukaryota; Viridiplantae; Streptophyta; Magnoliopsida; Asterales; Asteraceae. Bases 51 to 1037 code for a protein of 328 amino acids.